This is a messenger RNA of Mucor mucedo, 1696 nucleotides long. Its product is annotated as aldehyde dehydrogenase domain-containing protein. The record is from RefSeq and is a predicted model, not a curated record. Bases 35 to 1528 code for a protein of 497 amino acids. The transcript is spliced from 4 exons. Gene Ontology annotation, molecular function: aldehyde dehydrogenase (NAD+) activity. Lineage: Eukaryota; Fungi; Mucoromycota; Mucoromycetes; Mucorales; Mucoraceae.
UUCUUAUUAUCUUUUGAAUAAUAAAAAAAAAAUCAUGUCUCAAGCUGAUAUCCAAACCAUUCGUCUGUCAAACGGCAAAGAUGCUAAAGUCCAUACUCAACUUUUCAUCAAUAACGAGUUCGUUGCUGGUCACGGACCUUUGAUCGAAACCAUCAACCCUGCUAAUGAAGAAGUUAUCUGUAAGGUUCAUUCUGCUGAUGAGAACGAUGUCAACCUCGCUGUUGAGUCCGCCUACAAGUGUUACUAUGAAACCUGGCGUAAGGUUGCCCCCGCUGAGCGUGGUCGUCUUAUUCAUAAGCUUGCUGAUUUGAUGGAACGUGAUAAGGAUGAACUUGCCAUGUUGGAUGCUGUCGAUAAUGGUAAAGCAUUUGCUGUAGCUCGUGAUGUAGAUGUCACCGAAUCUAUCGGCUGUUAUCGUUAUUUUGCUGGUUGGGCUGAUAAGAUCCACGGAAAGACCAUCGAUACUACCUUUGACAAGGUUUGUUACACCCGUCAUGAAGCUCUCGGUGUUGUUGGUGCUGUUAUCCCUUGGAACUAUCCUACCAUGAUGGCUGCUUGGAAAUUCGCUCCUGCCUUGGCCACUGGUAACACAAUCGUCAUGAAGUCUUCCGAAGUUACUCCUUUGUCCACACUCAAGUUUGGUGAACUUGUUAAGGAAGCUGGUUUCCCCGCCGGUUGUGUCAAUAUUAUUACUGGUUAUGGUCAUACUACUGGUAACUAUUUGUCUGGUCACCCCAAGAUCAGCAAGAUGGCUUUCACUGGUUCUACCGUCACCGGUCGUAAGAUUAUGGAAUCCAGUGCUCAUUCCAACUUGAAGAAGCUUCAACUUGAAUUAGGUGGUAAAUCCGCUCAAAUUGUUUGUGCCGAUGCUGAUCUUGAGAGUGCUGCUGUUUGGGCAUGUGGUGGUAUCUUUAACAACCACGGUCAAAGUUGUAACGCAGGUUCUCGUAUCUUUGUUGAUGAAAAGGUUCAUGAUAAGUUCCUCGAACUUUUCAUUGCUGAAACCAAGAAAAUCGUGAUUGGUGACCCAUUCAACGAAGACACUUUCCAAGGUCCUCAAAUCAACAAGUCUCAAUUCGACAAGAUCUUAAAUUAUGUCAAGAUUGGUCAAGAAGAAGGCGCCGUCUUGGCUUACGGUGGUAAGCGUUGGGGUGACAAGGGUUACUAUAUUGAGCCCACUAUUUUCACUCACUGUAAGAACAGUAACAGAAUCAUGAGAGAAGAAAUCUUUGGUCCCUUUGUCUCUAUCGGUACCUUCAAGACAAUUGAAGAAGCUAUUGAUCUUGCCAAUGAUUCCGAGUAUGGUUUGGCUGGUGGUGUUUAUACCUCUGACUUGGAUACUUCUAUUAAGGUUACUAACGAGUUACAAGCUGGUACCGUCUGGGUUAACUGUUAUGAUGUUUUUGAUCAAUCCACUCCUUUCGGUGGUUACAAGCAAUCUGGUUUUGGUAAGGAACUUGGUAAAUAUGCUCUCCAUGAGUACACUCAAGUUAAGGUCGUCAAGAUCCAAAGAUUGUCAAAGAUCUAAGGCUUCGGGACGUGAUAUAUAUAUAAAAAAAACAACAACAAAAAAACUGUCUCUGUCUUGAUACCAAUUUUAUCGACACCGCAAUUAUGUAUAAAUAGCAAAUUAUGUUAAGAAAAAUAAAUAGCAUAUUCAAAAAAAAAAAAAAAAAUUGUCGCUGAUCGACAUUCC